GGCUCUUUUUAAUUUUCUUCUUAAAAAUUAUUUUAUAACAAUUUAUAACUUAAAAUUAAUUAGUGAUUAUACAAAAAUUCAUUAGGAAAAUGAAAUAUUCUUUAAAUUAUUUGAAACUAUUAAACUUUCGUUGCCGGAAUAGCACGAAUAUAAACAAAUUUAUUCGUUCCUAUAGCUCGGAUAUACCACAAUUAGAAGUAAAAUUUUCAAAUGGGAGAAAUUUAAAGAUGACAACGGGCAAAUAUGCCCGUUUUACCAAUGCCACUGCCGUUUGUGAAAUGGGUGAUACAGCCGUUAUGGUCACAGCCGUUUCGAAAGCCAAACCCACACCGGGUACUAAUUUUAUGCCUUUGGUGGUAGAUUAUAGACUAAAAAAUGCUGCUUCUGGUAGAAUACCUACAAAUUUUAUGCGUCGUGAAAUGGGUCCUUCGGAAAAGGAAAUUUUAUCAGCGCGUUUAAUAGAUCGUUCAGUGCGUGUCUUGUUUCCUUAUGAAUAUAGAACAGAAACACAAUUGGUAUGCAAUAUGUUAGCCAUGGAUGCUGUUUAUUCUCCAGAUGUGUUGGCCAUAAAUGCAGCAUCUCUGGCUUUGAGUAUGAGUGAUAUUCCAUGGAAUGGUCCAGUUGGGGCAGUGAGAUUAGGCCUUUGUGAUGGUGAAAUUAUUGUGAAUCCCACCAGACGUGAAUUGCAAUCCUCACAACUGGAUCUUGUUGUGACAGCCACUAAACAAAAUCUAGUGGUCAUGUUAGAGGGCAAAGGCAAUGUGGUAUUGCAACAAGAUCUCUUCAAAGCCAUAAAGCAAGGCACCAAAGAGGCUCAAAGCAUAAUUAAUGAAAUUGAUAAUGUACGCCGAACCUAUGGCAAGGAAAAACAAAGUUUACAAAAUCUACCCGUAACAAAUGAGGAAAUAACGGAUGCUGUACGCACCAUGAGUGAAAUGCGUUUGCGUGAAAUAUUCCAAGAUGAAAGACACGAUAAGUUAUCACGUGAUCAGGCUGUAAAUGAAGUGCGAAUAAAUGUUAUUGACAAAGUCUGGUCUAGUUAUCCGGAUACUGAACCCUCAGUGAUUGUAGAAGAAUUUAAUCGUUUGUGUAGAUUGCUGUUCAGGGAGUUGAUAUUUGAAACUGAUCUACGUUGUGAUGGUAGAGAUUAUGAUAGUCUGCGGAAUAUUACUUGUAAUGUGGAUUUAUAUAAACCAUUGCAUGGAUCGGCUUUGUUCCAAAGAGGUCAAACACAAGUUUUCUGUACAGUGGCUUUAGAUUCUCAGGAAUCCGCUAUGAAAUUGGAUACCUUAUCGGCUUUGGAAAGCGGUGUUAAGGCUAAAAACUUUAUGCUUCACUAUGAAUUCCCACCCUAUGCCACCGGUGAGGUAGGACGUGUCGGAGGUGUUGGUCGCCGUGAACUUGGUCAUGGAGCUUUGGCCGAGAAAGCUUUAUUACCCACACUGCCCAAUGAUUUCCCCUUUACCGUAAGACUAACGGCCGAGGUAUUAGAAUCAAAUGGUUCUAGUUCUAUGGCCACUGUAUGUGGUGGCUCUUUGGCACUCAUGGAUGCCGGCGUACCAGUAACAGCAAGAGCUGCCGGUGUUGCCAUUGGUUUGGUAACAAAAUAUGAAAACAAUGAUACAAAACACCUACAGGACUACCGCAUAUUGACUGAUAUUUUGGGUAUUGAAGAUUAUAUGGGCGAUAUGGAUAUGAAAGUGGCGGGUACCCGCAAAGGUUUCACAGCAAUACAAGCAGAUUUAAAAAUACCCGGUAUACCUUUGAAAGUUGUCAUGGAGUCUUUACAAAAAGCCACUGAUGCCAAAUCACGUAUAUUGGACAUAAUGUCAGAAGCCAUAGCAGAGCCGAGAAAAGUCAAAAAAGAUUGUUGGCCUGUGACGGAACGUUUGCAAAUUGAACCUCAACAGAGAGCACAGCUGAUAGGACCAAGUGGCAUUAAUUUGAGGAAAAUUUAUCUAGAAACAGGUUGCACUGCCACUACAGAAGAUGAAACCACAUUUACACUAUUUGCUCCCUCGCAAGCUGCCAUGGAUGAGGCCAAAGAAAUGUUUGAUGCUUUGCUGGUGACCAAAGAGAGAAUACCCAAUUUAGAAUUUGGUGGCAUAUAUUCCGCCACUAUAACCGAGGUUAGAGAUACGGGGGUAAUGGUGAUAUUAUACCAAGGCAUGCAUCCCGCACUAUUGCAUAAUUCUCAAUUGGAUCAACGAAAAGUGGCUCAUCCCUCGGCUUUAGGUUUAGAAGUGGGCCAAGAGAUACAAGUUAAGUACUUUGGCAGAGAUCCUGUAUCUGGCUUCAUGCGUUUGUCGCGUAAAGUUUUACAACCUACCUCGCGUAUUGUACGUCACCUUAAUAAGGGCUCCACAGAAACCGCCUCUAAAUUGGCCGAUCAUAGUGAAAGUCAAGAGGAACCACAACAACUGUCAAACGAAGAAAGUACAAAGACUCCAUCUUCAUAGUAAAAGUAACAAAUUUCAUAUCUAAUAUUAAACCAUAAUGAAAAAAUAAAAUAAAUUAGUUUAUAAAACGAACCUAAAGCAAAUGUAAUUGUUAAAUUAUUUUAAGUAUUGUUGUCUUUUUAAAAUAAUUUUUAGCUAGUUUCCUCGAUGUUAAAAA
Molecule: messenger RNA, 2616 nt
Organism: Calliphora vicina (urban bluebottle blowfly)
Lineage: Eukaryota; Metazoa; Arthropoda; Insecta; Diptera; Calliphoridae
Gene: PNPase
Product: polyribonucleotide nucleotidyltransferase 1
Exons: 5
Coding region: 90-2459 (789 amino acids)
Biological process (GO): mitochondrial RNA 3'-end processing; mitochondrial mRNA catabolic process
Cellular component (GO): mitochondrion; cytosol
Molecular function (GO): RNA binding; polyribonucleotide nucleotidyltransferase activity; 3'-5'-RNA exonuclease activity
Source: RefSeq, a predicted model, not a curated record